Messenger RNA from Lutra lutra (Eurasian river otter), 2304 nucleotides. It is a transcript of the gene LIPA, whose product is annotated as lipase A, lysosomal acid type. Gene Ontology annotation, cellular component: intracellular membrane-bounded organelle. The record is from RefSeq and is a predicted model, not a curated record. Gene Ontology annotation, biological process: sterol metabolic process. Gene Ontology annotation, molecular function: sterol ester esterase activity. The transcript is spliced from 11 exons. Lineage: Eukaryota; Metazoa; Chordata; Mammalia; Carnivora; Mustelidae. Bases 187 to 1398 code for a protein of 403 amino acids.
GGUCUCGGCGACACUUCCCGGUGGCCCCUCAGUGCCGACUGGCGGCGCGCGCAGCCUGAGUCGGGAGGGGCACCUGCCCCCGCGUACGACGGUCCCCGCCCCUUCAGGUGUCCAGCUCAAGUAGCGGGCACUGCGGCUCCGCACAGUGGCCCGGGAGGACCGGUGCGGAACAGUUUGGUGAAGCUCAUGGUGAGAGGAAGGAAAAUGCAGCUCCUGGGAUUGGCGGCCUGUUUGGUCCUUGGGACCCUGCAUUCCGAGGUGUCCGCAGACGGUCUGGCCCAUCUGGAUCCGGAGACAAAUAUGAAUGUGAGUGAAAUUAUUGUUUACUGGGGUUUCCCUAGUGAGGAGCACUUCAUCGAGACAGAAGACGGAUAUAUUCUUUGCCUUCACCGUAUCCCUCACGGGAGGAAGAACAGUUCUGCCAAAGGUCUUAAGCCAGUGGUGUUCCUGCAGCACGGCUUUUUGGCAGACUCUAGUAACUGGAUCACAAACCUGCCCUACAGCAGCCUGGGCUUCAUUCUGGCAGACGCCGGUUUUGACGUGUGGAUGGGGAACAGCAGAGGGAACACUUGGUCUCGGAAACACAAGACUCUUUCAGCUUCCCAGAGUGAAUUCUGGGCUUUCAGUUAUGAUGAAAUGGCAAAUUAUGACCUACCAGCUUCAAUUAACUUCAUUCUGAAUAAAACUGGCCAAGAACAAGUGUAUUAUGUGGGUCACUCUCAAGGUACCACGAUAGGUUUUAUAGCAUUUUCACAGAUUCCCGAGCUGGCCAAGAAGGUUAAAAUGUUUUUUGCCCUGGCUCCUGUGGCUUCAGUCGAGUUCUCUAAGAGCCCACUAGCUAAAUUAGGAGAAUUGCCGGAAUUUCUCUUGAAGGACUUGUUUGGGGUCAAAGAAUUUCUUCCCCAGAAUACUCUUUUGAAGUGGCUGGGCACACACGUUUGCAACCACGUCAUUCUGAAGGAGCUCUGUGGAAAUGCCUUUUUUGUUCUCUGUGGAUUUAACGAGAAGAAUUUAAACAUGUCCAGAGUGCCCGUGUAUGUAGCACACUCUCCUGCCGGAACCUCUGUGCAAAACGUGCUACACUGGGGCCAGUUUAUUAAAUCCCAGAAGUUCCAAGCCUUUGACUGGGGUAGCAGCGCCAGGAAUUAUUUCCAUUACAACCAGACUUAUCCCCCGCCUUACAGCGUGAAGGACAUGCCGGUGCCCACGGCCGUCUGGAGCGGGGGCCAGGACUCGCUGGCGGACGUCAAGGACAUCAGCGUCUUACUGUUGCAGAUCACCAACUUGGUGUACAACAAGUUCAUCCCGGAGUGGGAGCACCUGGACUUUAUCUGGGGCUUGGAUGCCCCUUGGCGGCUCUAUAAUGACAUAGUGGAUCUGAUGAGGAAAUACCCGUGAGAGGCCACGGGAGGGGACCAUGCAUUACAGUGUGUGUGCUUCCCUUCUCUGAAAGAGCUGUCUUUCCCAGGCUGUUUGCAUUUUUGUCUCUGAUCAAACUAUGAUUGACGUUUUUCAAGUGCCUCCAGGAUUAGAAAUGCACAUUUUUGGUUUAAUCAUGGCCUCAUCGAGGGCGGCCUCUUGAAGGCUGUUUAAAAAUACCACUGACUUGUAAAAGGUCCUAACCAUUCUGGGCAUCCUUAGAAUUUAACAUGCACAACAUUGCCUUCUUACCUUACUUCUUACGGUCACACAGGCCGUGCCGGGCAGGUAUCGGAGUUUCCAGGCUCUGUGGCCCAUGGUAAAUGACCUGACACUGAUUUGAAAAAGCUCCCCGUGCACUCAGUUUUUACCUCUUUGCUUUAAAGGGCUCUGCAGUCCACUGGCCUUGUGGUCACUAGGGAGCUAAGUGACAAGUUCUCAUGCUUUCAUGCGCUAGGCACGGAGUCUAAUCCUGUGACACCCCAGCUGGGCCAGUUGGAAAGAUUCUAGAAUGAAUUUUAUGAAACCUAACCAUGAUAAGUCAUUAUUUAGCAAGUGUUUAAAUUGUUCAGACAAAGCCAAAUAAUUUGCCGGAAUCUUCAGAAAAUAAACGACACUCAUUUAGAAAAACCCCAAACCCCAUAUUUUAAAUAGCUCAAAGACCGAUGCAGGCAACCAUCUAUAUUCAUGAACUUGUAAUUGGGUGGUGGGCUGUCAGUCCAGGUGGGUGAGAACACAAGUUGUGUGGGGAGACAGUACCCCUCUUUUCUGCAAAAUCAGUGCAUUCUCUUAGCUGCUGUAGCUCACUGCUGCCUUAGCUCGGUGCUCCCGUGGGGGAAGCAGAAGCCCAGGGACAGUCUGGGAGGAGUGUCCUAACCAUUUUCA